Molecule: messenger RNA, 2408 nt
Organism: Pelodiscus sinensis (Chinese soft-shelled turtle)
Lineage: Eukaryota; Metazoa; Chordata; Testudines; Trionychidae
Source: RefSeq, a predicted model, not a curated record
GGCGGGGAAGGGGGGAUCUGCUACACACCUGCUCCCUCCCUCUCACACCAGACCCCAGGCACCUGAUACAGCUGGGAAGAGGCACAAGGAACUGCAACCGAGCACCACGCCUGAGAGGGUUAAAGGCAUUAGCUGCUCCCAAGUCCAAAGGCUGUUGUCCUUGUUUGGGCAGACCUGUCAGGGCCUCCAAUUGCUGAGUGGCACCGGCUCCAUCCGGGUCCAAGAGGGAGGGAGUUGGGAAGGGGAGGGGCAGACCAGAGUGACUGAGCCCUUCAGCUACACAGAGGGCUCCCACCCCAGCUGCAGCCCAGCCGCAGUCAGCAGAGCAGCCCUGGAGUUGUUCCCAGAACACACCAAGGAAUCAGUUCAACCAGUACCGAGUGCAGGUGACUCGAGGUCCGACAGACAAGUAACAGCCUCACUGCACUCCCAGCAGCACGGUGCCCUCUACUGACGCGGGAGCUGUCCCUGUUCCAGCCCAGCCAUGGAGCGUGAGUACUUCACCCACAAGGGGGUGCUGUUCUCAAGUCCAGAUUACUCCCCGGAGGAACUGAGCUAUGUGGAGAACGAAUUCCAGGUGCGGGAUGAUGAUGUCUUCAAUGUCACGUACCCCAAGUCAGGCACUAACUGGAUGCUAGAGAUCCUGAGUCUGAUCCGUUGUGAUGGGGACCCUGGCUGGGUGCGCAGUGUGCUGAGCUGGGAUCGGGCACCCUGGGUGGAGCAUUACCUAGGUUUGGAAGCUGCCCUGAAAUACCCCUCACCCCGGCUGCUCUGUUCCCACCUCCCUGUCCAGCUCUUUCCCAAGUCCCUGAAGUGCUCCAAGGCCAAGAUUAUCUACACCCUGCGCUGCCCCAAGGACGUGCUGGUCUCACUCUACCACUUCUCCAAGGUUCUGCGCAUCUUUAAGACCCCGGAAUCCCUGGACUCCUUCCUGGAGGAUUUUCUGAGUGGGAACAUCGUCUACGGCUCCUGGUUCGAUCAUGUCACUGGCUGGCUGGGGCUGAAGGGCAGCAAGAACUUCUUCUCCAUCACUUAUGAGGAGCUGCAGCAGGACCCACAGGGCAGCGUGCGGAGAAUCUGCCACUUCCUGGGGAAGGAGCUGAGUGAGGAGCAAGUGGCUUCGGUAGUGGAGAACGCCUCCUUCCAGAGCAUGAAGGUGAACAAGAUGUCCAACUACUCACAGAUGUCUGACCAGCUCUUGGACCACCAGCAGGGGGCACUGUUGAGAAAAGCACAUGGGACGUCUCCCUGCCUUGGUGCUUUGCUGGCAAACAGCUGGGACAAAUUCUGGAGCAUUCCCCAUGUUCAAGUGUGCUGCCCAGCCCCACCACCACAUGGCAGCCCCCCCUUCCAUCCGUCCCCUUGCAGGAUGGCAUCUGUUGUUGAGUAGGGCCCCCAGUCCAGCUGUGUGCCCCACCCCUAUGUGAAGGUGGCCACUUGUUCUUUCUUACAGUGGCCACCGCUGCUGCAGUGGUUGGGAUCAGCCAGGUCUGAGGCAAAAUGAACUGAGGAGCUGUUCUUGGACCUCAGCACCUUCGAGUUGCAGCCUGAGUCCUGGGAGGGGCCAUGUGAAGUCUACCUGGGGUGCUGCAGGGUAUGCUCAGGCUUGGCAGGUGUGCUCUGUGCACAGCCAUUCUUUCUCCCCCUAUCUCUCUCCACCCUGCUGAGGGAGUGGCAGUGUGUGGAGCUGCUGACAGCCAGUUUUGACACAGCAGGGCAGUGAGCCAGGUAUUGGCCUGGCAGGUUGAGUACAUCCAAUUCCAGUCACAUGUGGGCAAAAAGGAGGACUCCAGCCUAGGCUGGAGACAGACAGAGGUGGCUGGAGGCCUGGGAGCUGGGUAGGGGAAAUGCUCAGUGUGCAUGGAUAGCUGGAAAUGUAGCGCCAGGUGAACCUCCCCAGGCAGGGAGAAGCCAUCAGGACUAUGCAAGAUACUUAGGCCCUGGGGUUCUGCUCCUCUCUACAGCCCCUGCCACCUCCCUUGUCUCCAGUGCCUCAACAGCAGCCACUUAGCUUUCCCCCAAGGGCCCUCCCACCCACAUAGAUACCAUCAUUCAUCUACCUAUCCAUCAUCCUGCAUUCUGUCUACACAGCUACCCUGCACACCACCAUCCAUCUACACAUCCCCUCGAACAUACCAUCAUCCAUCUACAUACCUUCACCGCACACCACCAUCCAUCUACUCAUCCUCCCCUGUAGGGAAUAAUUCUGGACACACUGGGUAGAGGUGAAAACAACCAGAGGAUUUAUUGGUUCACACAGCUGGUGGAGUGCCCACCAGGUGUUAACCUGCUGAGCACUAACUUAACCAAAACAUACAUUAGAUUAAAUAGGCAGCAGAUGGGCAAAGGGAAAGUGAUUUGACAGGUCUAGGGGUGGAAACAUUAUGGUUACGUAUAGACUGGCAUGA